Messenger RNA from Anoplophora glabripennis (Asian longhorned beetle), 4136 nucleotides. Its product is annotated as multidrug resistance-associated protein 4-like. Bases 73 to 3789 code for a protein of 1238 amino acids. Gene Ontology annotation, cellular component: membrane. Gene Ontology annotation, biological process: transmembrane transport. The transcript is spliced from 12 exons. Lineage: Eukaryota; Metazoa; Arthropoda; Insecta; Coleoptera; Cerambycidae. Gene Ontology annotation, molecular function: ABC-type transporter activity; ATP binding; ATP hydrolysis activity. The record is from RefSeq and is a predicted model, not a curated record.
UCAGUCCUAUUUCUCGUUUCAAUUAAGUGCGAUGGUUAUUUUCUUCGGGUAGUUCGUUGUUCGUGGUGCGAUAUGGAUCACUGCUUGCGGAAGGAGAGGAAGACCAACCCGAGGGAGACGGCAAACGUGCUGUCCUACUUCACUUUUGGUUACACAUUUGGACUGUUCAAAAGGGGCUUUCGGAAAGAUUUAGAGGAAGACGACGUCUACGAAGUCAUCAAAAACUGCAAGUCGAAACAAUGCGGUGAUAGAACUGAGGAGCAAUGGAAAAAGUCCACGUCAAUAUACAGGCUCCUGUGGAAAAGAUUUGGAAAGACUUUCAUUGUUAUAGGCAUCAUUACUAUCGUUUGGAAGGAAAUUUACAGCAUUUUGCAGCCUUACACCAUGAGUCGCCUCAUAUCAUACUUCGAGAAAGGACAAACCAAGAUAACGAAGUCCAGCGCCUACUACUGCGCAGCAACCGUCAUUUCAUUGAAUAUAUUUAGUUUUUUAUUCAACCAUAACAUCUUCAUAUACGAAUACACCUUAGCCUUGAAUAUACGCACAUCCUUAAAGUCAUUGCUAUACCGAAAAUCUUUGAAACUGGCUCCUAGUUCUUUUUCGGAGACUAACCUUGGAAACAUCGUCACUAUCCUUACCAAAGACAUAAAAUCAGUAGAAGAGAAUUUAUGGCUGAUUAUGGAUUUGAUAGUUUAUAUCAUCCAGUUUCUGACCUCGUGUUAUUUGCUUUGGUCUAGACUUGGCAACUCUGCCUUUAUCGGUAUUGGUUUACUUCUUGUGGCACUGCCCAUACAAAUUUGUCUCAGUAAUUUGCUCACCAAGAUGCGACUGAAGGUCGGAAAGAAUUCCGACCAGAGACUUCAGGUCACUCAAGAGGUUCUGUCUGCUAUAAAAAUUAUAAAAAUGUAUACCUGGGAGAAGUUCUUCAAUAAUAAGAUAGCUGAGUCCAGGAACACAGAAGUAACGGUGAUGAUGAGGGCAUUCUACAUCCACAUCGUCAUAGUAUGCAUAGGCAUCUUAACCUCCAAAGUAACCUUCCUCAUACUAAUCCUAUCCUACAUUUGGAUGGGGUACACCACGAACACCGAAUUGAUUUUCUACGUGCUCAGUAUAUUCCACCAACUGACCAUAUCUUUUGGGAUUCAUAUUCCUAUAAACAUUUCUAAAGUAGCUGAAUUUCGAGCUGCUUUCAUCAGACUGAACAAGCUUUUACAGAGCCAAGAAAUACAGCAGCGUGAAGAAAAUUUGUCUGGAAAACCAUCGAUUUAUUUGAAAGAUGUGACUGUUCACAUCAAAGAUAAAGAGAUCUUGAGUAGUGUCAGUUUAAAGAUAACCAACGCAAGUCUAACUUUAGUUACAGGAGCUGUUGGGUCAGGAAAAAGUUCGUUGUUGAAAGCAAUCCUUCAGGAUUAUCCCACAUCGAAAGGUGAUCUAGAAGUAUGGGGAACUGUUUCUUAUGCUUCACAAGACCCUUGGCUUUUCCCAUCAUCUAUCAAACAAAAUAUACUGUUUGGUGAAAAAUACGACGCAAAAAGAUACGAAGAAGUUAUUAGAGCUUGUGCCUUGAACUACGACUUGUCUCUUUUUGAGAAAGGAGAUGAAACAGUUGUAGCGGACAGAGGAUUAAAUCUGAGCAAAGGGCAGCAAUGUAGGGUCAACUUGGCCAGAGCUAUUUAUAGAACUAGCGAUAUUUACUUGCUAGAUGACUCUCUGACCGCUUUAGAUGGACAUGUGCAAGAUUAUAUUUUCAAUGAGUGUAUUAAAAAGUUCCUAAGUGACAAGGUAUGCGUAUUGGUAACACAAAACGUCAACCACAUGAAACAAGCCGACAAUGUCCUGGUUAUGGACCAAGGAAGGAUAUUAAUUUCUGAAAAGCCAGACAAUAUAAUACCAACAAAAAUCAACGGCAUUUCCAGUAAAUUUGAAGAAAAGGAAUUAAAUCCAACCACACCAGACAGAAGUGAAAAAGAAAUUCCACUUUUGGAAACAGAGCAACAAUCUUCCAGAAAGCAGGUGUAUCACGAAACGAAAAAAGUUGGGAAAGUUGAAUUAAUUGUAUAUAAAAGGUAUUUCCAGUUGGGGGGAGGAUUCCUUAUAUUUUCUUGUGUGAUUUUCCUGUAUGUUAUUGCUCAAACUUGCGAGAGUUUCGCUGAAAAACUUAUCACGCAGUGGAUCGAUUUGCAGCAGAAAGUAUUAGAUCUUCAGUUAAAUGCAACAGUGAAUGAGACAUAUUACAAAGAUACAGUCUCUAAGAAGGACGAUACUUUCGGCGUGUACACAAUACUGGUAAUCCUCAAAGCAACGCUGGGAUUAGUAAAGUAUUACGCCCUUUUAAGGUUCUGUCGCAGCGCAUCCAUAAAUAUUCAUAGAGUGAUGUCGACCAGAGUAGUUAACGCCGUUAUGUCGUUCUUUGAUACGCAUUUUAUCGGAAAUAUACUUAACAGAUUCUCCCUUGACUUGAAUAAUAUAGAUGAGAGCCUUCCCUUCGUGUUUCCCGGUUUGUUUGGGGUGUUCUUCAGCUGUAUCGGUGCUGUAAUUUUAAUAGCAACAGUGAACUGGAUGUUUCUGCUACCAGCUUCUCUAUUGUUUGUUAUUCUGUUACUUAUACGAACGAUAUACAUGCCAACAGGACGAAGUUUGAAGCGACUGGAAGCUGCAACAAGAAGUCCUUUAGUGGGCCAUAUAAAUUCGUCCUUGGAAGGGUUAACGACGAUCAGAGCCUUCAAAGCAGAGCAAAUACUAACGAACGAAUUUGAUAAACAUCAGGACCUGUUCACCUCUGCUUUUUUUAUGCGGAUAUGCUCGUCCAGUGCUUUUGCUUUUUAUAUGGACUUCAUUUGUUCCAUUUUUAUGAUCACGGUGAUAGCAAGAUUUUUAUUUUUCGAACAUGACAUUUCUGCUGGUAACGUGGGUCUAGCUCUAACGCAAGUCCUCAUGCUGUCCCACCAUAUCCAGUGGGGUAUGAAUCAAUGGGCCCAAUUAGAGAACCACAUGACGUCAGUGGAGAGAGCUCUAGAAUAUACGGAAAUCAAACAAGAGAGCGUCUCUGGCAACGACGUUAAGAACUGGCCUAGCGAAGGUAGUAUAAAGUAUGAAGAAGUUUCGCUGUAUUAUGAGAAUUCAAAGAACCCAAUGUUGAAGAAUAUUAAUUUCACUGUGAAACCAAAGCAGAAGAUUGGAAUUGUAGGAAGAACUGGUGCUGGAAAGUCUUCCAUAUUGUCGACGUUGUUUAGACUCUACGAAUAUGAAGGCAAAAUUUGGAUAGAUGGAGUAGAUAUCAGCAGUUUAUCCCUGCUAUUCUUAAGAUCCAAUAUAGCGAUAAUACCUCAAGACCCCGUUCUGUUCACUGGGACAAUUCGGGACAACAUAGAUCCAAAGAAAAAGUACACAGACGAAAGAAUAUGGAAAGUCCUAGAUAGAGUAAAAAUAAAAGACCUGAUCCCAAGCCUGGAUUUCGAAGUAAAAGAGAAAGGAUCGAGCUUCAGUUCAGGACAAAGGCAACUUAUAUGUCUAGCUCGAGCAGCUAUUGGCAAAUUUAAAAUAGUGGUACUAGACGAAGCCACCGCUAACAUGGAUCCUGUUACCGAUAAAAUGCUGCACGACGUUAUAGAAGAGAUAUUUUCUCAAUGCACAAUACUGAUAGUAGCUCACAGACUGCAUUCAAUUCUAAAUUGUGAUCUGGUUAUGGUUUUAGACAGUGGUAGAUUGGUGGAGUACGAUAAUCCCAGGAAACUUAUCCAAGACGAGUCCACGAGUUUCUAUAAAAUGUGUAAAGAGUCCGAAACGUGACAAUAAAAAUUAAAAUGUAUUGCGAAUGCUUACUGCAUAUAUUAAUUAGUCACAGAAACUGUACCGUCCCUAACGUUACAUAUGUUAGCUUUUGCCUGGGAAAAGAGUUAAAAUUAGGCAGCUUAAGAUUUUUGGACACUUUACAUAUUUUUUAAUUUGUAUGCGUGUUUACUAGUGAUUUGUAGGUAGUAGUACUGUGAUAAUUUUUUUACAGAGUAUGUAUUUGGAGGUUCAGUCAAAGGAUCGAUUUUGUAGUUUGUGGACUGUAAAUUUCUCACAAUAUUUGAAAAUUUAUAAACAUGUUUUGUACAUUUAAUUGUUGUACCUGAUGAAUUUUACUUGUUAUA